UUGCGGUUCCCGCCCGGCGCGGGGAGCAGCGCCAAAAUGGCGGCGCCCAUGAACCGGGAGAGCGUCCACGAGCCCGGCGCGGCUCCCUACGGGAACUUCCCAAAUUACUCCCGGUUCCACCCGCCCGAGGGGCGCGUCAGCCUCCUGCCCCAAGGGCUCCUGGGCAGCCUCUUCCCCGCGGCCACCCGCCCGCUCCUCGGGCUCGAUGUGGGCUGCAACUCCGGGGAGCUCAGCGUGGCUCUGUACCAGCACCUCCUGGGGCUCCAGGACGGCAAUUCCAGCACGGAGCUGCCGGGAGCCGGGAAGGAGCUGAAGCUGCUGUGCUGUGACAUCGAUCCCGAGCUGAUCCAGAGGGCCCAGCAGAGCAGCCCCUUCCCUGCCUCCAUCUCCUUUGCCAGCCUGGACAUAAUGGAUUCCAGGGCCAGGGAGCCCUUCCUGAGCUCCUACCUGCAGCGCUUCGGCCGCUCCUCCUUUGACAUCGGCUUCUGCAUGUCGGUGACCAUGUGGAUCCACCUGAACCACGGGGACAGGGGCCUGCUGGAGUUCCUGGCCCUGCUGGCCUCGCUGUGCACGUUCCUGCUGGUGGAACCACAGCCCUGGAAGUGUUACCGGGCGGCCGCGCGCCGGCUGCGCAGGCUGGGCCGCAGCGACUUCGAGCAUUUCCGCAGCCUGCGCAUCAAGGGGGACAUGGCCGAGAGCAUCACCCGCAUCCUGACCCAGCAGUGCGCCAUGGAGCUCGUCUGCAGCUUCGGGAGCACCAGCUGGGACAGGAGCCUGCUGCUCUUCAAAUCCACCAGCGCCCAGCCCGAGGGCUCCCCCUGAGAGCGGCACAUCCCGGGGUGAGGAGGCUGAUCUGGGAAUUCCUAAAUCCCUGCCAGGACCAGGCCUUGACCUCCUGGGGGAGUGCAAGGCAAGGAAUGUCUGGGACUGAUUUUUUUAACCUGUUUUUCUGGGGUGUGAUGUUGUUCAAGGAAGUGCUCCUGGAAUCUAAGUUCCUACAUGUGCUUUCCAAGAAUAUUCUCUGGAAUAACGGGGAAUGUGCCCAAGGAAAUGUAGAAUGUCCUGAUUGGAGUGGCCUCACAAGGAUUCUCGAGUUCAGCUCCUGGCCCUGCACAGGACAUACCAAAAAAAAUCCCAUUAAUCCCAAAAUCCUGAUGCCAAAUUAUCCAGACAUUCCAGAACUGCUGGAAUAUCCAGAGCUGAAAGGGACCUUGGAGGAUCAGAGUCAUGGAACACCUGGAGUUGGAAGGAUCCUGGAUCAUGGAGUCCAGCUCCUGCACAGGACAUGCCCAAAUCCCACCCAGUGCCUGAGAGUGUUGUCCAAGCACUCCCUGCCCUCCAGAAUUAUGGAAUAAUCAGAGUUGACAGGGACCCCCCAGGAUCACAGAGUCAUGGAGUACUCUGAGUUGGAAGGGACCCCCAAAGAUCAUCAACUACAGCUCCUGGCCCAGGACAACCCAAAAAUCCCCCUGAUCCCAAAAUGCCAGCACCCUGAGCUCUGGCUUCUUGGGGCUGCCACCAUUCCCUGGGCAGCUGCUCCAGUGCCUGAUGAGGAACCUUGUCCCAAAAUCCACCCCAAACUCCCUGCAGGGGUUUGGGUUGGGUUUGAGGCACCUGCAGGACAAUCCCCUCCCUGCACCCAACAGCCCUGGCUCGACUCUCCUGGGACAGGGGUUCAUCCCUGAUGGUGAGUGCUUUGGGAAUAAUGGCCUUGGAAUAAAAAUCACUGAAUUUUAUCCCAAA
This is a messenger RNA of Catharus ustulatus (Swainson's thrush), 1743 nucleotides long. It is a transcript of the gene BCDIN3D, whose product is annotated as BCDIN3 domain containing RNA methyltransferase. The transcript has 2 exons. The record is from RefSeq and is a predicted model, not a curated record. Bases 37 to 822 code for a protein of 261 amino acids. Gene Ontology annotation, biological process: miRNA metabolic process; negative regulation of pre-miRNA processing. Gene Ontology annotation, cellular component: cytoplasm. Lineage: Eukaryota; Metazoa; Chordata; Aves; Passeriformes; Turdidae. Gene Ontology annotation, molecular function: O-methyltransferase activity; RNA methyltransferase activity.